This is a messenger RNA of Anopheles funestus (African malaria mosquito), 2950 nucleotides long. RefSeq lists its product as uncharacterized. The transcript has 6 exons. Gene Ontology annotation, biological process: receptor guanylyl cyclase signaling pathway; intracellular signal transduction; cGMP biosynthetic process. The record is from RefSeq and is a predicted model, not a curated record. NCBI's taxonomy places the organism in Eukaryota, Metazoa, Arthropoda, Insecta, Diptera, Culicidae. The coding region runs from base 358 to 2268 and encodes 636 amino acids. Gene Ontology annotation, molecular function: peptide receptor activity; guanylate cyclase activity.
GGCGUUGGUUUUGCUAUUUUCCAGUGGCGGAAACAGUCGCCGUUAAGGCUAGCACAUUUUGAAUGCACACUGUGCGGUGCUGCUGCUGCUGUUGGAGUGAAAAUCGAUUGGUCCAGAAUCAUUGUCGAGCGUCAAUUGAAGCAUUACAAUCAUAUAGCGAUACAAAUCGCAUACAAUCGCUGUACGAAGCUGGAGCGAACACAGGUGACCGUACAUCCACCACCGGACGAACCGUGCGUCCUGACCGACAAGCCGACAAUUGUUGGCCUGUACCCAACCGGAGGCGGUAUAGGACGGAGAUCAAAAGGUCCACGAUGUCCCUUCGAGCUGGAUCGUCUUGUGGCGGGUACCGGGGGUAUGCCCGGCGAGUUGUCCCGAGCGAGAGACUUAUCCUUAAAAUCUUCGCCCUCCGUCGCAACGUCCACCUCGCGACAGUCGACGUCAUGCUCGGAUGUGGCCCUCGAGCGGGAGGUGACGAUGUACGGAUGCUUCAAAUUCAAUCCCAGUUCAAGGAAUGCACGAAAGUUGUUCAUGACACACAUGUUGAUUGUGCUACUCAUACCGAUAGCAUCGGUCGUAAUGCAAAACAUGAUACUGCUUCAGCAACACGUGAAAUCCUACAGCGAAACCGUAUUGGCCAACGAGGAGAUGGGACUAACGAUUAACAUAACGCGCCUAUUGAACGUUAUCCAGCACGAACGCAUGAGCCUCGUGUUUUAUAUGCUGACGGGCAAAAAUCGAUCCCAGGUGGAGCGCUCCAUCGAAAUCACCAACGAUGCCCUCAGCCAUCUUCGGGAGGAUCUUAAUUAUCUACUGCCAGCGGGCACCGCGAAUCAAACGCUGAUAGCUGACAUGAGCAAAGCAAGGAAUGUUAUGCUUGGAGUCAAUACUCCCGAAAAUGAGACAUUUACAGGGUUGGAAUAUUUCGAACCGUACAAUGCACUUAAUCGGUACGUCAUCAAUGAGAUCGUGCGUAGCACCGGUACGUCGAUCAGCUCAACGGUUUGGCGCCAGUUCGUGGUGUACAAAAACCUUAUAGAGGCGAUCGAAAGCAUCAACAUUGCGGCGAUCCUCGUGCUGCAGUUCAUGCGCAACGGUUACCUGGAUCUGUCCGAUUAUGCACAAUUUGUUCGACGAGAUGCUGCCGCCCUGGAUUACAUAGCAUCGGCUCAAAAUUUUAUGACCUCGCUUAACAUCAUCUCCGGGGAAGAGUUUAAGGUCAUGCAGUAUUGGCGCAACCAGGUGCUGAUCAACAUGUCUGCCGCCUAUCGUAAGGAUGCGCUGAUGGAAUACUACCUGUCAGUAACGACCAUCUUAAGCAACUUACAAAUGGUGCAGGACCAGAUACAGGCCGAUGUGAAGGAAACAAUACUGGAGGAAAUUCACAGCGCCAGAAAGCACCAAUCGAUCUCGAUAGGGCUGGUCGUGGUGAUAUUCAUCAUUAGUCCCAUAUUAGUGCUGAUGAUACGUGUUGCCACCAGCACGAUACAGAACUAUUCGACAAAGCUGAUGGCCCGUACGAUGGAGCUGCGUAUGGAAAAGGGCAAGUCUGACCGGCUGCUCUACCAGAUGCUUCCACCGGCCGUAGUGAAGCAGCUAAAGCAACAGCGCCAAGUGCCGGCAGAAACGUUCGAAUCGGUAACGAUAUUUUUCAGCGACAUCGUUGGUUUCACCGACAUCUCGGCCAGUAGCAGCGCGAUGGAAGUGGUCAUCAUGUUAAACACACUGUACCGCUUGUUCGAUUCGAUCAUUCUCAAGUACGACGUGUACAAGGUGGAGACGAUAGGAGACGCGUACAUGGUCGUAUCGGGGUUGCCGCAGCGCAAUGGGAAUCGGCAUGCUGGAGAAAUAGGUAUGAUGUCGCUAGAUUUGGUUUGUGGCAUUUCAGGAUUUACCAUCCCACAUAUGAAGAACAGGACACUAGAAAUACGCGUUGGCAUCAACACGGGACCAUGUGUGGCAGGUGUGGUCGGUACCACCAUGCCAAGGUACUGUCUUUUUGGAGACACUAUAAAUACGGCUUCCCGCAUGGAGUCGACUGGAGAGCCAAUGAAAAUUCAUAUCUCGGAAAGCACAAAAGAAGUCUUGGACAAGCUAGGAGGAUUCAAAAUCAAACUUCGUGGAACGGUGGACGUUAAGGGUAAAGGAACAAUGCAGACAUUCUGGUUGACGGGACACUCACUGUAUGAGCAUCUCACGCCAGAUAUGCUUAUACCAAUGUAUAAGCAAAACGUAGUCACUGAACCUGAUUUUCUUCAAAUAAUCUAAACAUUCGAGGUAAAUUGAGAAGCACUAAAAAGCAAUCUAGAAUCACGCAAAAAUAAUGAAAGUUUAUGGAAAACAUAGUUUUGUUGGUGUAGAGCUAGUCAUCCAAAGAUUUGUUACAUGUUAGCUUUGUUUGCAGGAAUCGGAACUAAUGGGACUACAUCUCUCAGAAUAGCAUUUAGUAAAUGGUUUACAUUCGAUUAGGAUUAAAAAUAGUUUAACUUUAAAAGAAGCUUCUAUUGUAGACAACAUGAGAAUAAAUAUGUAAAAACGUGUAGCAAUGACUGAUGGAAAUAUUUAAACUUUCAAAUAUUUUAUCCACCAUCGGUCCAGUAGAAAUCGAGCAUGCGUUAGGAUUGAAAAUUGGAAUAUUGAUCAGCAAUAUUGAUUUAAAAUGUUCAAAUAAAAUGCAAUAAUUUCAAAUGCAAAAACUAAUACGCAUUGUAAAAACAACAGGACAAUGCAAAUGAAAUAAAAAUGCACGUUUUAACUGGGAUUUGGCAUAGUUUUUACCGCCAGUUUAGUGAAGACAACAACCAAUGGCAAUUGAAACAAAUUUUGGCUGCUGCAGAUACUUUUUAAUUUUAGUUUCUAAAACUCUUUGUCAACGGUUUUGUUAUUAACAAAAUAAGAAAGAACGUACUACGCAAGCCCUUAAUAUUUUCAAUUAAUAAAAAAAAAUCGA